Molecule: messenger RNA, 3165 nt
Organism: Prorocentrum cordatum
Lineage: Eukaryota; Dinophyceae; Prorocentrales; Prorocentraceae
Source: the annotation of a GenBank genome assembly
CUCGAGGCUGUUUGCGUCAAGUUGCAGGGGGGCACCGCAGUGGCCAGAGGGUCGCACGCGACUCAAGGAUCAUGCGUAAAGGCAUGGAGCCGUUCCGCAUGGCGCCGCUGCUGAAAGCACCCGAGCUGAAAGUCGAGAGCAUGGCCUGCAUGGAUGACUGCCUGUACGUGGGCUGUUCCGACGGCAGCCUGGUUCAGUUCAGGACCUCCUGGCCGAGCGCUUCGCCAGCGGGCUGCCCGGCUGCCGCGACCGACAGGUCCAAGGUGCAGCUGUCCAGGAGACCAGUGGAGCAAAUCCAAGCGUCCCAUGGUCUUGUUCUCGCCCUCGCAGACAGCACGCUCAGCGUGCUUUCCAAGGACAUUCGGUCAUCCGAGCCAGUUGUGGUGUGCCGCGACGCGAAGCGCUUCUGCUUCCACACGGGGGCGGAGCAGGUCUCCCCUCGAGAGGAGGGCUCGGAUGCCGUGGAGAUCUGCGUUUCCGUCCGGAAGAAGCUGGUGCUCUACACCCGUUGUGGAAUGAGUUUUGAGCAGAAGCAGGAGUUCCCCACCUCAGACUACGCGCACGCUUUAGUCUGGCACCAGUCCUGGAUCUGCGCCGGCUUCAAGCGAGAGUAUAGCCUCUUCUCCGACACUGCUGGGUUACCCAGGGAGAUCUGCAGCCUGGAUGGCAAGAUGCUGCCACAGAUUGUGCUGGCGCCAGGAAAUGAGCUGGUCCUCCUAAUCCAAGAGAGCGUUGGGCUGCUGUACAAUUUGGGUACCCAGCAGCCUGCACCGAAGAGCACUCUGUGUUGGCCGCGUAAGGUCAUUAACCUUACAGUGGCUGGGAGCUACGCCGUGGGAACGACAGGAGUUGGGCAGGUCGACAUCUUCGGAGUCCGCGACCAGAAGAACUGUCAGACCCUGACGCUGGAAGGCUCCACGACGGCCGUCUGCUGCGCCGUUGGCGGCCGCGCACUCAUCGCGGCUGGCGGAGUAAUCGCCAUUACCACUCUGGAUCCUGUACCUUUCGCGCGGCAGAUGGAGAAGCUCUUGGUGCAGCUGCGGGUCAGCGACGCCUUGGAUUUGCUGAAUGCCACGCUUGACCCAGAGAGUCCACAGCGGGAGGAGCAGCUGGCGCGCUUCCACGAGCAUGCCGGCUGGGCGAUGUUCAGAGACCUUCAGUUUACGGUGGCCUUCCAGCACUUCAUGUACUCCACCAACUUUCGGCUGGAGCAGCUGCUGCUCUUCUGGAGGCGGCACCUCCCGUCGGGCUGGCAGCCCGCGGCCGACCUCGCGCAACGCACCGCGGAGAGUGGCGCACCGGAGCCGCUGGAGAUCGAGCAGUUUGUGCGCCACAGGCUUGAAGAGAAGCACACCCACGACGAGUCCGCCGUGUCCGCAAACGUCGAUUUGGCCAACAAUGCCAUGGUCAUGCUCCUGACCAGGCAGCGCGAGGCACUCCAGGCCACGGAGCGGAUGCACCGGGAGGAGCGGCCGCCCUGGCUCAAGGACCCCUCGGCGCUGCUGCGCGCCGUGGACGCCGUCCUGCUGCGGCUGCUCGUCGAGACCGGCGGCGACGACGCCCGGCUGCAGAGGCUUCUGGACGAAGGCAUGCGGUGCGCGCCCGAGGACUGCGAGGGCUUCCUGCGGCAGCGCCGCCGCCCGGACGUGCUCGCGAGGGUCUGGCGGGCGAGCGGGAAGCACGGCCUGGUGCUCGAGGAGCUGGCCGCCGCGCUGCAGCACCCCGACGGCGGCAGGGCCGCCUCGAGAGGGGCGCCGCAGAUCGCCGCCGAGAUGGCCGACGUGCUGAAGGCGGCGUCGGGCACGCCUGCCGGCCCCGAGCUGCUGCGCAGGUACAUUCCCAUGCUGAUUGCCACUGAGCCGAACAGUGUUCUCCCAGUCGUUGCCGUGGAGCGGCAGGCGCUGGACGUCGACGACGUGCUGCAGCUCUUGCAGGGACACGGCGGCCUGACUGUCGGAUACCUCGAGCACGUCGUCCUGGGCAAGCCAGGCGCCGAGCCGCGACAUCAGGCACAGCUCGCGCAGGGCUACAUCGCUCAGGUGGCUGAGGAGCAGCAAGGCUCCGAGAGCGACCCCGGGCGCGGCGUGGUCACCGUGCUGCGGCGCGCGCUGCUGCGGUUCCUGGAGGGCGCCGGCGCGCUGGACGCGCGGGCGCUGCUGCCUCAGGUCGAGCAGCUGGGCCUCCACGAGGAGCGGGUGGUGUUGCACUGCAGGGAGCAGCAGCACGAGGAGGCCCUGGGCAUCUUGGUAGACAUCCUCGACGACCUCCCUCGUGCGGAGAUGUACUGCCGCGUCGUCGCAGCGCGGCAGUCGCCUGCACCGUUCGCGGCGCAGGGAGACGGCUCGCAGGAGGCCGAGGUGUCGCUGUUCUGCGCGGACCCGCCCCUGUGGGCCCAGGGCGUGGUCUUCGGCAAGCGGAAGGAGCCCCCGGCCGGAGCCGCCGCCGAGUGGGACGGCCCCGGGUGCUCCCGGGGGCCGCCGCCGGGCGGCGCUGUCGGCUCCGCCGGGCCGCGGCCGCUCAUGAGUCUGCUGCGGGUGCUGCUGGCUGCCGCCGACGCGGCAGACCAGAGGCCAGCCGCACGUCGGAAGGUGUCCGCCGAGUACCGUGACGCGGUUCUGUCGCUGCUGACAGGCUACGCGGGCCAUCGUGACCUGCCACCGCAUGAGGUGAUCGGGAUGCUGCCUGGAAGCUGGUCCUUGGAGGGCUUGUCCGGCUACCUGACGAAGUGUGCACGCGUCUGUCUGCACGAGAAGAGGGCGAGCAUGCUCGAGGAGAACCUGAGCUCCAUGGCGUAUCUGAAAACUUUCACUGCCUGGGCCCAGGAGCGCAUGACUAAGGUGACCAUCACCGGGGAUCGCUGCUGUCCCGUGUGCAACAGGCGCUUCGUCGAUAAGGACUCCGUGGGCAAGGCCUUUGUUGCGUACCCAAAUACCACGUGUGUGCACCUUCAGUGCAAAGAGGAUCUAUCUGUGUGUCCAAAGACAGGAAAGAGCUUUGCGGACAACUUCUCUGUUUAUUGCUCCGCGCUGGAUACAGAAGAUGCCGAAUAACUGUUUUGUCCGGCGCAAUGCAGGCGAUGGUGAUGCGCUUGGUCUGAGCGCUAGUGGUUAGACAGCUGCGCAUUGAAAGUCAGCAUCGCCGCCUGCGACGUCGGCAAAAAGGGAA